Planococcus citri (citrus mealybug) is the source of this 2657-nucleotide messenger RNA. RefSeq names its product zinc finger protein 567-like. The transcript is spliced from 10 exons. Gene Ontology annotation, cellular component: nucleus. The record is from RefSeq and is a predicted model, not a curated record. Bases 343 to 2481 code for a protein of 712 amino acids. Gene Ontology annotation, molecular function: DNA-binding transcription factor activity, RNA polymerase II-specific; RNA polymerase II cis-regulatory region sequence-specific DNA binding. Gene Ontology annotation, biological process: regulation of transcription by RNA polymerase II. NCBI's taxonomy places the organism in Eukaryota, Metazoa, Arthropoda, Insecta, Hemiptera, Pseudococcidae.
AUGCGCGGCACCCUGGUUAUAGAGUAGACGUUCAUUGAUUCACGCGCGGUGUAGAUAUCAUACAUAGCAAUCGUUCAGUAUUCUGAAUCUUUUACUUGGUAUACUCUCACCUCGACAUUCCUGCUUUUCCGUAAAAACCCAGUAAGAAAACAACAAACAAACAAUAAUUUAUUGAUAAUAUUGAUAAUGAACUUCAAAGUUCACUGUUCAGUUCAGUAUUUUUCAUGUAACAACGUAACAAGUACUUUUUAAACCAGCAAUUCGAUAAUUAAUGGUGUAGACGUUUGUGAUGAAAACAUUGAAAACCCCUUAAACAAUUUUAUUGACGCAUGUGUCAACAAAAUGGAUUUAUCUGAUAGUUUUUCUGAAGAGAAAUCCGAGCAGGGCGUGCUUGGAACUUCAAGUGAUCAAGUCACCUCAAACCAGUUCAAAAGUAAUAUCUCCUGUAAGAUUAAAAAUUAUGCGUAUCCGUCUGAUCAAGAAAACAACGAACCUAACGAAAUUCAAAGCAAUACUGGAGAGCAAUUUACAAAACAUGAAGACCUAUGCGUCGCAUGUGGACAUGUCUCAGCGUACAAAUUUUUUAGUUUCCCGAUUGAAGUUGAUAUUCGACAGCAGUGGGCGAAGUUUUGUGAUAUAAAUUUAGAUAAAAUAAAACCAUAUUUUCGCCUUUGUGACGGACAUUUUAAACCCGAAGACUACCAAAUCUCGAUGCAACGUGGAGUAUUGAUGCCGACAAGUGUUCCAACGUUACCACCAAAAGUGAAACACAACUUCACGCCUUCGAUUGUGAACAGUUUUUCAACGGCAUUAUCAAAUAAAAACACAUCGCAAAAUACAAUCUGCAGCUCGGACUUUGAAAGAAAUACUACCACCGCCAAUGCUCCUGAUAAACGAUUGCGCAGGAAUUUUAAAGAUAUUACGAAUAAUCAGAAAACCAUCCCUCCUAAGGCAGCGAAAUUCACAUCGAAGAAAAACUUGAAACUUGGAAAGUGUCAACUGUUAACGAAACAUUUUCGAUCCGAAAUUUUCAGAUUGAAAAUACGAUGUUCUAGUCUCGAAGAUGCUUUUGCCAACUUUAAAAAUGAAAUCAAGCUUCAGGUUGAUGAAUGCUUCGUUACCCGAGCAAAUACUACCGGAAAUGUUGUGAAAGGUAAUCAAAACUCGACUUCAUCGAUUAACGCUUCCUCAGAAAAUUCGAGGAACAAUCUUUGUAAUACGGAGGCACGAACUGAUCAGCGUUCUGUAAAAGAUGCGCUCGUAGGAUCUGCCGAACAUGUUACCGAAUAUAGUUACUCUACAGAUACGAAUAUGGCUUCCUUAGCUAUAUGGAUAGACGAUGCUCAGAAUGUAGAAGUAAAAUCAGAACCAUUUACCGAAGAAGUUAAGCUCGAAUUCGAUGAACCUGUCGAAUGGGUUGCCGAAGAUAAUCACUCUGUAAAUUCGACAAUUUCUCCCCCAGAAAUAUCUACCGACGGUCUUCAUAUUGCGGUGGCAAAUCUUGAACAAUUUUCAAACGAACUAGCGAACGCAGAAACUUGGAAUGUAACUGAAAGUAAUCGCUGCCCUUUGACUACGUUUUCUUUAGAAAAUUCGAAUAGCAGACGUUGCAGUACAGAGGAUCCACCUGCGCAACAUUUCGAAGAAGUAACACUUCCGAAACUGGAAUAUUUUGACGAAGAUAGUCAAUCUCCAAAUUCCCCCAUUCCUUCCUCAGAAAAGUCGCAUGAGAGUCGUUAUAACGUAGAGGCACGAGCAGGAUGCUCAAAAAAUCAAGAAAACUCCGGCCAAGGUGGGAUUGCUCGAUCUGCAAAACAGAAAAAACAUCUCCCAAGCGUGAAAAAGCCAACGAAAAACUCCAGCAAUGUUUCAACCAAGGUAGAGGAACAGAUGCAGGAUUCAUUCACUUACUGCUGCUAUAUUUGUGAUACAAAAUUUUCCUGUAAACGUGAUUGGGCAAGACAUCAGCAAGAACAUUUGAUGCCGUUUCACUGCCAAGUCUGUGAUAAACAGUUCGCCUAUAAAAGCGAUUGUAUUAGACAUGGAUUGACACAUAGUGAAAAGAAACGCUACAAAUGCCGCUUUUGUGACGCACGAUUCAAGCACAAUCACCAUAAAUUGAGGCACGAAAGUUCGCAUGUGGGAGCUGGUUUUGAGUGCACUGAAUGCGGGAAAAAGUUAUCACAUAAACACUCGCUCAUUGAACACCUGAGAGUACAUUCCGGUGAGAAACCUUUUUCUUGCCAUUUGUGUAGCAAAAGUUUUGCUCAUGAAAGCGCUCUUACUCGGCAUCAACAGACGCAUAGUAGAGAGAAAUCCUUUAAAUGCCGCAUAUGCAACCAAGAAUUCAAGCAAAAACGAUAUAGGGCAUUGCACGAACGCGUCCAUGUGGAGGGCGCUCGUUUUGAGUGUGCCCAGUGCGGCAAGAAAUACCGCCGGAAGCGCGACCUAGCCAAGCACAUAUCAUCUAAAUGUACUUGAAUUUCAAUAAUUAAAUACCUAUCUAAAUGUGUACAGACUCAAAUUUGUUUUUUCUUUGUUUUGUUUUUUUUUCAACGUGAAAAAAGCUUGACUUGAGUUAUAACUUUACUGAUUUCUUAAAUUCAGUCUUGUACUUAAAUUUAUAUGUGAAAAAAUACAUAAUGGUAUUUUUUAUA